AUGUCGGGCCUUUCCAGAACCGCCAACCUUCUUUUCCGCACCACCCGGACGUCUCUUACGCGUCCUCGCGGUGUCAACCCGGUGCAGUAUGCGCUCUCCAAGGACAGACAGACCGUCCGCGCGAUGGCCUCUGCUUUCGAGCGCACCAAGCCCCAUGUGAACAUCGGUACCAUUGGCCACGUUGAUCACGGAAAGACCACAUUGACCGCUGCCAUCACCAAGUACCAGGCCUCCAAGGGUCUUGCUUCUUUCCUCGAAUAUGGUGCUAUUGACAAGGCUCCUGAGGAGCGUAAGCGUGGUAUCACCAUCUCUACUGCCCACAUCGAGUUCGCGACCGAAGACAGGCACUAUGCCCACGUCGACUGUCCCGGUCACGCCGAUUACAUCAAGAACAUGAUUACUGGUGCUGCUAACAUGGACGGUGCUAUUGUUGUUGUUGCUGCUUCCGAUGGUCAAAUGCCCCAGACCCGUGAGCACUUGCUGCUUGCCCGCCAGGUCGGUGUCCAGAAGAUUGUUGUGUUCGUCAACAAGGUUGAUGCCGUCGAUGACCCUGAGAUGUUGGAACUUGUUGAGCUGGAAAUGCGUGAGCUCCUCAGCACUUACGGCUUCGAAGGCGAGGAGACCCCUAUCAUCUUCGGUUCCGCCCUGUGCGCCCUCGAGGGUCGCCGCCCCGAUAUCGGUACUGAGCGAAUUGACAGCCUUCUUGAGGCCGUUGACACCUGGAUCCCAACCCCCCAGCGUGACCUGGACAAGCCUUUCCUGAUGUCCGUCGAGGAAGUCUUCUCGAUCGCCGGUCGUGGUACCGUUGCCUCUGGCCGUGUUGAGCGUGGUCUGCUCAAGAAGGAUACCGAGGUCGAGAUUCUCGGAGGUGGUCAGGUCAUGAAGACCAAGGUCACUGACAUUGAGACCUUCAAGAAGCACUGUGACGAAUCCCGUGCCGGUGACAACUCCGGUCUCCUUCUCCGUGGUAUCCGCCGUGAGGAUGUCAAGCGUGGUAUGGUCAUCGCUGCCCCCGCCUCUAUCAAGGCCCACAAGAAGUUCAUGGUCUCCAUGUACGUCCUCACUGAGGAGGAAGGUGGCCGCCGCAGCGGCUUCGGUGUCAACUACCGUCCCCAGGCUUACAUUCGCACUGCUGACGAGGCUUGCGACCUUUCUUUCCCCGAUGGCGACAUGAGCCGCCGUGUCAUGCCUGGUGACAACGUGGAAAUGAUCCUCAGCCUGAACAACCCUGUCGCUGCUGAGGCUGGACAGCGCUUCAACAUCCGUGAAGGUGGCCGCACCGUUGCCACCGGUCUGGUCACCCGUGUCAUGGAACAGUAA
Molecule: messenger RNA, 1320 nt
Organism: Aspergillus puulaauensis
Lineage: Eukaryota; Fungi; Ascomycota; Eurotiomycetes; Eurotiales; Aspergillaceae
Gene: TUF1
Product: translation elongation factor Tu
Exons: 5
Coding region: 1-1320 (439 amino acids)
Biological process (GO): mitochondrial translational elongation
Cellular component (GO): mitochondrion
Molecular function (GO): GTPase activity; translation elongation factor activity; GTP binding
Source: RefSeq, a predicted model, not a curated record